Prunus armeniaca (apricot) is the source of this 516-nucleotide messenger RNA. NCBI's taxonomy places the organism in Eukaryota, Viridiplantae, Streptophyta, Magnoliopsida, Rosales, Rosaceae. The record is from the annotation of a GenBank genome assembly.
AUGGUGGGGCCGGUGCUUCGCUCUCUCUGGUCCUCCACCCGCAACUCUUUCUCUUCCUCAGCUUCAUCCAUCGCUCCCAAACCGUACCUACUGCCCCCACGCGCCUCAGCACUCGCACGCGCCUUCUCGGCAGCCACUGCGGCCUCCGAUGCUACUUCACCGAGCAGCGCGCUGAACCCAAGCCGGCUCCGCAGCGUGGCGGUAAUAGCUCAUGUUGACCAUGGCAAGACCACGCUCAUGGACCGCCUCCUCCGCCAGUGCGUGGCCGACAUCCCCCAUGAACGCGCCAUGGACUCCAUCAGCCUGGAGCGGGAGCGCGGCAUCACCAUCGCCUCAAAGGUCAGUUACAUCAGUUCCGUGAAGGAGUAUGAGCUAAACAUGGUUGGUACGCCUGGACACGCAGAUUUUGGUGGUGAAGUUGAGCGGGUUGUUGGUAUGGUUGAGGGGGCAAUUUUAGUUGUUGAUGCUGGGAAGGUCCGCCUGCGCAGACAAAGUUUGUACUUGCGAAAGCCUUAA